AUGGCAAGAGGGAAAAACAUGAUUCGCUUAAUAUUGGUAAUGAUCUGGACAGUCCAAUUGACAACAUCGAUCUCGUUGCUCAAUAAAAUUAAAGAUUCGAUUAUCCGCAAGAAUCAAAACGCUACUGUCAUUCUAAGAAGAAAUGAAAUGAGACCAGAUAACUGCAAAGCAUACGACUAUAAUCUUACUGUGAGCCAUAAAAAUUGUAUUUCUGAGACAGUAAGAGUUAAAUAUUGUUAUGGUCAAUGUAGCACUGUCUACCUACCUAGUUCUGGAAAAAAACAAAAUCCUUCAGUGUAUUGUCAAAGUUGCAAACCAAAGAGUUAUCAUUGGCACAGCGUUUAUCUAAAAUGUUAUGAGAAUUCAAUAAAACCAAUUCGAAAGAAAACAGUGCAGGCGAUAGAUUCAUGUGAAUGCUCUUUAUGUCGUGGUGGCUGA
Messenger RNA from Hydractinia symbiolongicarpus, 438 nucleotides. Its product is annotated as gremlin-2-like. The record is from RefSeq and is a predicted model, not a curated record. Bases 1 to 438 code for a protein of 145 amino acids. Lineage: Eukaryota; Metazoa; Cnidaria; Hydrozoa; Anthoathecata; Hydractiniidae. Gene Ontology annotation, molecular function: BMP binding; receptor ligand activity. Gene Ontology annotation, biological process: animal organ morphogenesis. The transcript has a single exon.